AUGCACUUGCUGGAGCUGAUCCGCGGCUGCCGGGACUCUCGGCGGCUGGUGCUCCUUAUCGUGGCCGUGGCGCUGCUGCUAGACAACAUGCUGCUCACCACCGUCGUGCCCAUCAUUCCAAACUUCCUUUACGAGCUGAACAAGGAGUCUGAAAAUGCCAGCGCCGCGCCGACGAGCGGCCCCGCGCUGUUGCUGGGCACGACGACCGACCCCGGCGACUGGGAGCUGCCCGGUCGGACCCUGGUACCCCCGGGUAGCAGUUCACCGGAACCAGAGCCCAGCCCCAGCACACUCAGUCCCCAAGACAAGCAGACGCGUCACGAGCUGCUCAACAACGAAAACGUCGAGGUGGGCGUCAUGUUCGCCUCCAAACCUGUUGUGCAGGCGCUCGUCAACCCGGUGGUGGGUCCGCUCACGAACCGCAUCGGCUACACGGUGCCCAUGUUCGCUGGCUUCGUCAUCAUGUUCGUCUCGACACUGGUGUUCGCCGCGGGCAGCAGCUAUGGCACGCUGUUCCUGGCGCGCACGAUGCAAGGUGUGGGCUCCGCGUGCACUAGCGUCGCCGGCAUGGGCAUGCUGGCCGAGAAGUACCCGGACGACCGGGAACGCGGCAAUGCUAUGGCCAUCGCCAUGGGCGGUCUGGCUUUAGGCGUCAUGAUUGGGCCACCCUUCGGCGGCGCGAUGUACGAAUUCGUCAGCAAGAGCGCUCCUUUCCUGGUGCUUGCCGCCGUGACCCUGCUCGACGGCCUCUUGCAGCUGGUGGUGCUGCAGCCCAAAGUGCGCCGGGACAUCGUACAGGGGGCUUCGCUCAAGUCCCUGGCCCAAGACCCUUAUAUCCUGGCAGCGGCCGGCGCCAUCACGUUCGCCAACAUGGGCAUUGCCGUGCUAGAGCCUUCGCUGCCGCUCUGGCUAAUGGACACCAUGGAGGCUCCGCGGUGGCAACAGGGGGCCGUUUUCUUGCCUGCAAGCAUCUCCUACCUCGUGGGUACCAACCUGUUCGGCCCGAUGGGCCACCGCUUGGGCCGCUGGCUCUCCUCCAUGAUGGGACUCUUUAUCAUCGGCAUCUGCCUCGUCUGCAUUCCUAUGGCCAAGAAUGUGAACGACCUGAUCGCACCCAACGCUGGCAUCGGAUUCGCUAUCGGUAUGGUAGACUCGUCCAUGAUGCCCAUGCUGGGCUACUUAGUCGACAUCCGGCACUCGUCUGUAUAUGGCAGUGUAUACGCCAUCGGAGACACAGCCUUUUGCAUCGGCUUUGUCCUGGGACCUAUUAUAAGUAGCAGCGUUGUCAAGACCAUGGGCUUUCGAGCGCUGCUCUACAUGACGGCGGCUGUGUGCUUCAUCUACUCGCCCCUCAUGUUCUUCUUGAGGAAUCCGCCCGGUCGCCAAGAGAACCAGGCGCUGCUGCUGCGCAGCGCCUCUUCGGACAUCCGCUACACGAGCUACGCCAACGAAGACGACUCCCCAGAACAUCGUUGA
Ixodes scapularis (black-legged tick) is the source of this 1476-nucleotide messenger RNA. It is a transcript of the gene Vmat, whose product is annotated as synaptic vesicular amine transporter. Gene Ontology annotation, cellular component: terminal bouton; synaptic vesicle membrane. The transcript is spliced from 8 exons. The coding region runs from base 1 to 1476 and encodes 491 amino acids. Gene Ontology annotation, molecular function: serotonin:sodium:chloride symporter activity. The record is from RefSeq and is a predicted model, not a curated record. Gene Ontology annotation, biological process: transmembrane transport; aminergic neurotransmitter loading into synaptic vesicle. NCBI's taxonomy places the organism in Eukaryota, Metazoa, Arthropoda, Arachnida, Ixodida, Ixodidae.